AUGCCACGUGGAGUUCAGGUUUGUUCGCAAUUGAAUUUGGGGGUCAGCAAGUGCGCUCCAUUGAGAAUGUUCACUGAAAACUGUGUAUUUGCACGGAAAAAAAGCGAAAAACACGUUGAAUGAGUGAUGAUUGCCCGAAAAAAGAAUGGAAUGAAAUGCAAACAAUAGUCAGCAGCCGGUUGGAAUGAUAAUGUGCGGAGAAAAAGACGAAAAAGGAAAACGUUGAUGAUAUAAUUUUUGUUCCUCACUUUCCAAUUCGUCUGCCAAAAUUACGAAUCAAUUUCAAGUUUUUCCGGCCGGAACUCAACUCGGCAAGGUACUUGUGACGGUGAGUGUUGCGAAAUUCGAAAAAAGGGACGGGGUGUCGGAUUCUAGUCCACGUACCGGUUCUGUGACAACUUCUUCGAGUAUUGUAGCAUUCUCGGUUGACGUUUUUGACCUACGCAAUCGUUUUGUCGGAUCCUAGGCCAUCGGGAAGUCCGGCCGCGUUGGAUUAUGGGGCAGUUUCUCGUAUUUCUAAGGAUUCUGCGUGUUAGGUGAUCUCUUCGAGCUCUGGAUUGUGUUGUCGGAUCCUAGGCCACCUCGUCAUCCCCCAUUUAAUCCCGUAUUUGUCGUCUGGAAGCCGUUGUAGUACAUCAUUUUUCGUUCAGACCAGUGAGUCACUCGGAAUUCGCUUUGUUUCAUAUUUUGUUCGAUAUGUUGCUUUUCGAAUCGUAUAAUAUUUCGCUAUCUUCUUCAACUUUUUUUUUUUACGCGUUGCACCCACACACACACAUAAUAUUUCGAUGAUGAUGCAUUAGUAAUGGAUAUUUGGAUUCGGUGAGCUCUUUCUCUCUCUCUCUCUCUCUCUCUCUGGACUCAUCCGUCCUUAAUCCCCCCCCCCCCGCUCUCAGCAUCAUCACUUCCUCUGAGCUCUGUGAGCCAAAAACCUCACUUUAUACUGGUUUUUUGGGUUCUAACUCACGUUUUUGGAUCCUCUGCCUCUCAAUGAGUCCCUCGCGACCGAAAAGUUCAGCGACAGUGACUCCGGAGCCGCUGAAACCACCGGCAACGCCACGCGGCUCCACGGAUCCGCCGGAAAUGAUAUAUUUCGAACCGCUGGAACCGUUUGGCGCCGAACCGGAAUCUGUAAACUUUUUGCGAAGAUUCAAAGAGGAUAUGGGCAGAGAGUCGGCCAGAAAGUGCUCGUAUUCGACGAGUGGCGAGGAAAAGGUACGCGCCCGCCACGGGAGGGUUUGCGAUCCUCAAUAGACGGUAUUCGGGUGUAAAAUGUCGAUGGCUAGCAUGAAAAUGUAGUGGAAGUCGUUUCAGCGUGACCCAGCCGCCGACGCGCCGCAACCAGGCUGUUGUGACACGUUCCUGGAGUUGCUGCGUGCGUGCGGACUCAUCUGCUACGUGGCAUGCCCGCCGGUGCCCUCAAUGAUCACCCGGAAACUGGCGUUCCACCCGCCGGAGAAGGGCGUCACCUACCGGAUAGCACUGAAGACGGAGCCCGAGAAGCGGCUCAAACACAUUGGCCAGUGCAAAGAGCUCGACUAUCAGCUGGUCGUCCGGCACAUGACGACGGGCGCCGAGUACGUGCAUCCGGACGCCGACGUCGAGGUGUUCUCGGUGAGAACCGCGCAUCGCAACGAGCUGGUGUGCGUGCGGUGCAUUCCGAACACCUACUCGAACAAUCCGACCGUCACGGAUCAGGUGGGUCCCCCUGGCACAAGUGGGCGUCUUUCAAAAUCGUUUAGGUGGUGCUGUUCUGUCAGCCGAACUCGUCGGAUCUCGGCGGAUUCUUGCAGCCGCACCAGAUGAACUUUAUCACCUACGCCAGCGUGUUCGAGACUGAUCUCUAUGCGUUCGACUAUUCCGGGUACGUUUCGGGGGGGCGAUGGACAAUAUCCACAAGUUGUUUUUAUGUUCAGGUACGGAUUCUCGACGGGCACUCAAGGCGAGAAGAAUGUUUACGCCGACGUUCGGGCAGUCUAUCAGAAGAUUCGAGAGACGAGACCGGACAAGAAGGUGAGCAAACCCGACAUCUCGGAAACUUUCAAAACGCUCCAGAAGUAUUGGAAUUUAAGAGAAAAUGAAAAUGUUUGCAGAUCGUCCUGAUGGGCUACAGUAUCGGCACGACGGCGGCCGUCGACCUGGCGGCGUCGAACCCGGACGGACUGGCCGGAGUGGUGCUCGUCGCGCCGUUCACCAGCGGGCUCCGUCUCUUCUCGGCGAAACCGGACAAACCGGCGACGUGUUGGGCCGACUCGUUCACCAGGUACACACACACACACACACACACACACUCACUUUUGCCCGCCAUCACCGAUGCCCAUUUGCAGCUACGACAAAGUGGGUCACAUUGAGACGCGCGUGCUGAUCUGCCACGGCGACCUCGACGAGGUGAUCCCGUUGGCGCACGGAAUGGCGCUCUACGAACGGCUCAAGAACCCGGUGCCGCCGUCGGUCAUCCACGGCGCAAACCAUCAGACGAUCCUCAGCGGAAAGCACAUUCAGGUGUUCACUCGCAUUGCAACGUUUGUUCAUUUUCACUCACUUGAGCACUUACACUAUUCACUUUUGAUUUCAGUUUUUUGCGCAACGAAACGCUCGUGAGCUGCCGAACCACCGAAAUUGAGUCGCUUAGUUCGCCGCGCAGAUUGUCGGAUGGUUAA
Messenger RNA from Caenorhabditis sp. 36 PRJEB53466, 2657 nucleotides. NCBI's taxonomy places the organism in Eukaryota, Metazoa, Nematoda, Chromadorea, Rhabditida, Rhabditidae. The record is from the annotation of a GenBank genome assembly.